AUGAAUUAUAUCAUCUUUCUACUACUUUUUCUCGAUCCAUUUGUCGAUUACGUCAUCGCGAUCUCAUGGCUAGCUUUAAGUCUAUCCAGUUCAAAGAUAGAUCGAUUGCAUCCACAAUGGUCAUGUCGACAUCUGCAUGGACUUACUCGCAAACAGUUAAGGUUUUGUCGACGCAAUAUCGAACAGAUGGAUAGCAUAAGAGCCGGUGCCCAAUUGGCAUAUUCCGAAUGUCAGUAUCAAUUCCAGCAGAGAAGAUGGAAUUGCUCAUUAAUCAAUCCAAAUACGAAGGAAGUUUAUGGUGAUAUGAUUUUAAAUCGUGGUACUCGAGAAGCUGCUUUUGUUCAUGCUAUUUCUUCCGCCGGAAUUGCUUAUCGAAUCACAAGAGACUGUUCCAAGGGACUCAUCGAUAAAUGUGGCUGCGAUUUGAGUGCUUUGAAAAGAACGGAUCAGUUUAACUGGAAUGGAUGCUCAGAUAAUGUCCGAUACGGUGUUGCUGUAUCGAGAGCUUUCGUUGAUGCUGCUGAGAGAGGCAAAAAUCAAAGUCUCGAACGAAAAAUCAUGAAUUUGCAUAACAACAACGCUGGAAGACAGGUAUUGGAGUUGAACACCCGGAAGCAGUGCAAAUGCCAUGGAUUGAGCGGUUCCUGCGAAAUGAAAACAUGUUGGAAAUCAAUGCCAACAUUUAGGGAAGUUGGAAAGAUAAUCAAAGAUAAGUUUGAUGGUGCAACAGAGGUAGCAAUCGUCGAAGAAGACAGUAAACCGAUAAUAGUUCGCAAAAAUGUGAAUUUCAGAAGACAUACUAAAGCUGAUCUCGUUUAUCUGGAGUCAUCUCCGGAUUAUUGCGAGCCGGAUCCGGAAUAUGGUAUUUUGGGAACGCAUGGCCGCCUCUGUAAUGUUUCGUCGCACGGAAUCGAUGGAUGUGACCUGAUGUGUUGCUAUCGUGGAUUCGAUACGCGGGUGCGUAAAGUCAUGGAUCGGUGCAAUUGUAAAUUUCAUUAUUGCUGUCGUGUGAUUUGUCAACCGUGUGAAAAAGUCAUUGAGGAGCAUAUUUGCAAAUGA
Brugia malayi is the source of this 1059-nucleotide messenger RNA. RefSeq names its product Wnt-4 protein precursor, putative (gene Bma-cwn-1). The record is from RefSeq and is a predicted model, not a curated record. Gene Ontology annotation, cellular component: extracellular region. Bases 1 to 1059 code for a protein of 352 amino acids. Gene Ontology annotation, biological process: neuron differentiation; canonical Wnt signaling pathway; cell fate commitment. The transcript has 9 exons. Lineage: Eukaryota; Metazoa; Nematoda; Chromadorea; Rhabditida; Onchocercidae. Gene Ontology annotation, molecular function: cytokine activity; frizzled binding.